This is a messenger RNA of Sardina pilchardus (European sardine), 763 nucleotides long. It is a transcript of the gene syngr3a, whose product is annotated as synaptogyrin 3a. The transcript is spliced from 4 exons. Gene Ontology annotation, cellular component: neuromuscular junction; synaptic vesicle membrane. Bases 74 to 763 code for a protein of 229 amino acids. Lineage: Eukaryota; Metazoa; Chordata; Actinopteri; Clupeiformes; Clupeidae. The record is from RefSeq and is a predicted model, not a curated record.
UGGGGUGUGUGCACAACAGAUCCUACCUAUCUGGAAACCAAAGGCUGGAGCCUGAAGAGCAGCGAGAGGAAAGAUGGACGGAGUAGGCUCCUUUGGCGCUGGUAGAGCAGGGGCUGCCUUCGACCCUAUUGCUUAUGUCCAACAGCCGACGACAAUCCUCAGAAUAGUAGCCUGGAUUUUUUCCAUAGUCGUGUUUGGGUCCAUUGUGAACGAGGGCUACAUCAACAUCGGGAGUGAGAGACUGUACUGCGUCUACAACAAGAACAACGAUGCCUGCAACUUUGGGAUCACCAUCGGCCUCAUAGCCUUCUUGGCAUGCCUCUUCUUCGUCGCCUUGGACUUUAAGUUCCAGCAGAUCAGCAGCAUCAAAGACAGGAAGAAGGCAGUGAUGCUUGAGAUUGGUUUUUCAGGUUUCUGGACAUUCAUGUGGUUUGUCAGCUUCUGCUUCCUGGCUAACCAGUGGAGUCGCACCACCCCAGAUGAGUUGCCCUUGAACCAGGGGGCAGAUGCUGCCCGUGCUGCCAUUGCCUUCUCCUUCUUCUCCAUUUUCACCUGGGCUGGCUUGACGGUGAGAGCCGUGCAGAAGUUCCUUCUGGGCACUGAUAUGAGCCUCUUCACCACGGAACACUUGGACGGCAAUGCUACUAUCCAACCGUACCCCGCCGGCACAGUCCCCGGGCCCGAGACCACCGACACGUACCAGAGCCCCCCCUUCACCGAGAACCUGGACUCUACCGCCCCGUACCAGGUGCCCAUCUACUAG